Messenger RNA from Octopus sinensis (East Asian common octopus), 3474 nucleotides. Its product is annotated as zinc finger protein 708-like. Bases 840 to 1955 code for a protein of 371 amino acids. The transcript is spliced from 2 exons. The record is from RefSeq and is a predicted model, not a curated record. Gene Ontology annotation, molecular function: RNA polymerase II cis-regulatory region sequence-specific DNA binding; DNA-binding transcription factor activity, RNA polymerase II-specific. Gene Ontology annotation, biological process: regulation of transcription by RNA polymerase II. NCBI's taxonomy places the organism in Eukaryota, Metazoa, Mollusca, Cephalopoda, Octopoda, Octopodidae.
UUUGUCUCCUUAUUUGUUGAUUUAUGGCGAAAAUGAUUUUCAUGGCAUUGAUUAGUAUAGAAAAAUAUAUCAUUACACUGAAUAUGAAACCAAUUCGAACAGAAAUUGAAGAGACUGAAAAUUAGCAGCCAAACAGAAAAGAUCCGAAUCGCAAUCUACACUAUCUGAAAGGUAUUUGCAGAAAAUUUCAUUCAAAAAAGAUUCGUUUUCUGGAAGUUAUGAGGAAAGUUUGGUGGGGAGGGAAACAUUUGAGUAGAUAUGCCAGGUUUUCUCUGUGUUAGAAGUGUAAUUUUAGAAAAGAGAAACCGACAUUCCCAAUAGAGCUGAAAAGCUAUAGCAGCUGGUCACAAGAUGUUGACGACUAGUGUGAGCUAGUAACUUUCCACAAUACGCAUGUUCAACCGGAAGCUGAAUUCGGUCUUCUCCCAGAAAGUCUAAUAUCAAGCUAAUAGUUUGAUGUAUAAACUGUAGAAGAAGCUUCCAUAUUUAUGUUCCGGGUUAUAUUCAUCAACAAUAUCUAUCUAUAUACGCGCAGUGGAAGAAAUUUUCUCUUCGGCAACACGACUAGCCUGACUUUCUAAUAGCAGUGAUUCAUAUUAGAUAUAACAGUAUCUGCGUAAAAGAAUUUCUUUUUAAUUUAGAUUCAUCAUAAUUUAUCAUCUAAAGACUGGGAUUAUUGAAUUCUAAUUUUUUUCUACUUCACUUUCUGUAAUAUUUUCAGGAAUAAUUUGAAUUCUUUAUUACACUUGGACACCUUUUCCAAUGAGUUUCUACGAUCUUCAGAAAUCAACAGAGAUUGAAGGAAAUCUCUUUCAGGAAUUAGUGAGAAACUAAAAAUUAUGGAAAAUACAUUAUGUGAAAAUCCAUUUACACUUCAGGCAGAGUCUGAAAAUAUGAAUUUUGCAAAUGAAAUGCCAAAAGAGACAGGAAAAAAGUCAAAUGAGUGUGAUAUCUGUGGUAAAUCAUUUGCACGCAGAAACUAUUUAACUGCUCACAAACGUAUUCAUACAGGGGAGAAGCCACAUCAGUGUAAUAUAUGUGGUAGAGCUUUUAUUUCAACUGGUCACUUAACUACUCAUAUACGUACACAUACAGGAGAGAGGCCUUAUCACUGUGAUAUCUGUGGUAAAUCAUAUGCUCGUAGUAAUCAGUUAACUGUACAUAAAUACAUUCAUACAGGAGGUCAGCCAUGCCAUUGUGAUAUCUGUGGUAAAUCUAUGCCUUCAAAGAGUAAAUUAACAGUACACAAACGCUUUCAUACUGGAGAGAAACCAUUUCACUGUGAUAUUUGUGGUAAAUCUUUCUCUAUUAGUAGUCACUUAACUACACACAAAUAUAUGCAUACAGGAGAGAAGCCAUAUCACUGUGAUAUCUGUGGUAAAUCAUUCUCUGUAGGAAGUAACCUAAAUACUCACAAACGACUUCAUACAGGAGAAAAGCCAUACCACUGUGAUAUCUGUGGGAAAACAUUAUCCGAUCAAGGUAACUUAAAUAGUCACAAACGUACUCAUACAGGUGAGAAAAGAUACCUUUGUGAUAUUUGUGGUAAAUCGUUCUCUGAUAGUAGGUCUUUAACUGCACACAAACGCAGUCACACUGGAGAAAAGCCAUAUCACUGUGAAAUCUGUGGUAAAUCAUUUGCAACCACACGUACAGUAACUGUUCAUGAACAUAUUCAUACAAGAGACAAGUCAUAUUCGUGCAAUAUCUGUGGUAAGUCAUUUCCUCGUAGUGAAUCAUUAUUUAUUCACAAGCGUAUACAUACAGGUGAGAAGCCAUAUCGCUGUGAUAUCUGUGGUAAAUCAUUCACAAUAUCAACCACAAUAUCAACUACUUUGACUACACACAAAUGUAGACAUACAGGGGAGAAACCAUAUCACUGUGAUAUCUGUGGUAAAGCAUUUUCUCAAAAACGUCACUUCACUGCCCAUACAUCUACUCAUACAGGAAAAUAACUGUGUCAAUAUAUGUUGUGCUGUAAAAAAAUACCUAACCAUAAAUGUAUUCACAGAGGGAGUUAGACAGAGCUAUCUUUCUAGAGUAAAUAGUUCACGUAACUACAUUUAAUAUCUACUUGCCUGUAUGAUUAUAAUAAAAGUAUUGUUUCAGAAAAUAGUCAUAUGUAUAUUGUAGCUAACAUAUAUGUGCCGAGAGAUGACGAGAUACAAUAAAUUUACUGGAUAUUGUGUAAAUAACUGAGAAAUGAGUUCUUAUAAAUCACAAAUGACAUCACUGUACUGUUUAAUUAGAAAUAAAAUUAUGAACUAUAAAAGAAAAUAUUUCGUUAUACCAUAUCGGGAUGUAAGUAUGAUGUCUUACAAAGAAUCUUUGCCCUUUAUACAUUUAAUCAUGUAUAUACUCCAACAAAUUAUCAAAAAUAAUGAGCUUCAACAAAGAAUUUCUAUAGAAGGUAAUUGUUUGUGUUGGCCUUAAAGUAUCUUUAGUGUUUCUAUAUAAUCUAUCUUUUCUACAUUAAUUCGUGCAUCUGUUCUAUGUUCAGUGUGAAAUAUUAUGUACUUAUCUCAAUAAUGGAAUAGUUCAUGAUUUAAAUAAUAAAAUAAAGCUAAUUAAAUCUAUUUCCUUGACCCGAGUUGACUGACUCUUACUUCCUAGACAUUUACCUUCCAACUGAUAUUCUAUCAUUGAUCACUCUUCCAUCUCUGUUCUCCAUUCACUGCAUUUAUCUCUUUCUCCAUCUCUAUCCAGCUGCUACUCUUCUUUCACUCUUGCAUACAUUCCUACAGAUUCAUCCUAUCCAUUUCUCUGUGCCAUUCCUCUUAUAUUGCGCUUCCUAUAACCUGACAGAUCUGACAUCUUCACCACCAUCUUGCUUUUGUAAUUGGAGUAACCAUUUGUCUACCCUACUGCAAGACACCUAUCCCACAUUUAAGGGUUCUUGUCUCUUGAGGUAUAUUGUGACAAUAUAAAAUCAUCCAUGUACACUCUUUAUAAUGGUUGUUGUUAUGAAGGGUAUCUGGCUGUAGAAACAAUGCCAGAGCUUGGCACUAUCCUCUGGUUCAACAGCUUCUUUCAAACCAUCCAAUUCAUGUCAACAUGUAAAUGAGAUGUUAGAUGAUGAGUAUUUCAGCAAAAUAAUAAACAUUAUGGAUCUUCAACAAAGAAUUGAAACAUAUAAAUCUGGAGAGAGUGUUGGGAUAAAAUAUUAGUACCCUGUGUUGAUGUAGGGAGAUUUGGUUACUAUUUCUUGCAUAUUGUUAUUCCUCUUUGAGGUCCAUCAUUUAUAGUGUGAGCUAAGAAUUGUCUGUUAGCUGUUUAGCAUGUAUCAACGCAUGCACACAGAGGAAGGAAAUGUAUUUAAAAAGUUUCAUAUGUCUGAAUGGAGUGAAGGAAGAGGCUUUGGAAAAAAAGUAUUUGAAACAAUUUUUUUUUUUUUUGUCCAGAAUUGAAAUCGUCUGCACAUGGAAUUACAAAAUACAGAAAUAAAGACUUGUGAGGUGACAGUGGGAAUUGAAA